Molecule: messenger RNA, 708 nt
Organism: Acanthosepion pharaonis
Lineage: Eukaryota; Metazoa; Mollusca; Cephalopoda; Sepiida; Sepiidae
Source: the annotation of a GenBank genome assembly
AUGGCGUAUUUUAUUAAACCCUUUCACCCUGAUAUCUCGCCUUUCUCUCAUCUCUUCGUGUCUAUCUAUAUCUAUUCGCAUCUAUGUAUCUAUCUAUAUCUCUUUGUAUGUAUCUAUCUUACUAUUUUCAUAUCUUUAUCUCUAUCUCUCUCUCCUCAUAAAUGUCUGUCUAUCUAUCUAUCUAUCUAUCUAUCUAUCUUCAUAAAUAUCUAUCUCUUCAGAAAUAUCUAUCUAUCUAUCUAUAUACUCACACAUGAUAUGCCCAGUCUUCCCCUUCCAAUUCUAGAUUACUCCCUUUUCUUUCUCGCCUUCUUAGAUAGUCAUAUUAUUCUACGUUACAAUCAAUCACUCUUUCUUUUCGCCAAAUAUUGGUUAUUCUUCGCUACAAUCAUGAGGCCAAGAAACCGUUUACGAGCGCUGAAUUCAAAGUCAGCACCUAUCAACAACGCAGCGGGCAAAGCCCGAGGACAUUACUCCGGCAGGGGCGCCUAUCGACUGACGACUAGGCAAAAUGUCUCUGGAGGACGAAGGGAAAAAUUCGCUUUUAGAAAUGAACAAAAAUACCCAGUUAUAGCUGAAGGCGUUCGUGUAAUGCGAGGGUAUCGUGCUGCGAAGCUGGUUUUAGUGAGAGCUAAGCAGUUACUUGUAUCUAUCUAUCUAUCUAUCUAUCCUCAGGAUCAGAGUGGAUGUGAGAAUAAUAUCAACUGA